Messenger RNA from Pyricularia grisea, 228 nucleotides. RefSeq lists its product as uncharacterized. The record is from RefSeq and is a predicted model, not a curated record. The coding region runs from base 1 to 228 and encodes 75 amino acids. The transcript has a single exon. NCBI's taxonomy places the organism in Eukaryota, Fungi, Ascomycota, Sordariomycetes, Magnaporthales, Pyriculariaceae.
AUGAAACCGGACGGGGCGGUUCUUAUGAUCGACCGGGACGCUCUUGCUGCUCAAACAUAUAAUAUUAAUCGAAUGUUCAAGGAGCAUGGUCAAUAUAAUCCGUUUGGUCACCAAAAGGAAGUUGCUGUUAAAGGUCAAAUUCCGUCGAACGCCGUUCGGGCUGUUAUAUUUUUUAACGACGGAGAGAAAAGAACUCAGCGGAAUCCCUUUUAUAACCAGUGUAUAUAG